Molecule: messenger RNA, 1950 nt
Organism: Physella acuta
Lineage: Eukaryota; Metazoa; Mollusca; Gastropoda; Physidae
Source: RefSeq, a predicted model, not a curated record
AUGUUUACUAUAUUGACAUUUUUUACAAACGAUAAUGAAGAAGAUCGAACUACAUGGGAUCUUAUGACUAAUAGUGACACUCUAUUAUGCAGCAGGCGCUCAAGAAUCUAUUUACAUGUCACGAAUGAACACUGUUACUUAGAGGAAUUGCAGAUACUGAAAUUAACGUGCAUAAUUCCCAAAUCUUAUCCGAAGAUCCUGUGUAAUUUUGUUGACACUAGAUUGAAAGUUAAAAAGAGAGCAAAAGUUGAUCACGUAUAUUCAAAAGUUCCUGGUCACCCUUACUACUUGGUUUCCAAAUGUUCAAUCGCUUUAAAUAUCUCGUUAAGAAUGUUUCGUUAUAAGGUCCACAUUUAUCCAGAUAUAAAAGGGAUUUUUAAAUCCGAUAUGAAAUAUGGAGCUAUCAAAAACAUUGCUAUCAAAAUUGAACGACCCAAAGCGAACUUUUCGUGUGAAAACUUUGUGAAUGAGAAUGAAAUGUUAAGCUGCUCUUGUGUAAAAUAUGACACUAGUAACUUGACAACAAAGUUACUAUGGUUUUACGAAAACAAAACGUUUUCAAUCGGAAAUAAUACUGCAACUUUGAAGCUAAAAGCGCAAAAAAAUAUCACAAGUUUUAUGUGUGUUGGUUCAAAUGUACUUGGAUGGAAAAGUGAGAUUAUACAAUACAACAUUUCUGUUUUACCUUUGGUUGACUUAAAAACGUUUAAAUGUCCACAUGAAGGUCAACAUAUCUGUGGCUAUCAUGGAUUGUGCUAUUAUAACUACCAGUUUUGCACAAAAGAUAACAAAGUGGAAUCAUGUUUUCCGUCAAAAAUUGAUGAGAUAGAAUUCUGCAGAAGUCAAGAUUCAAGGGAGGUCUUGUUGAAAAAAAAUCCACUUUGUGAACACGCAUGUGUGUCAAUAUUUGGUAUUCCAAAAGUAGAAGAAACGUCGGAACUUAAUCCCCUUUUUGUAAUCGUAAUAACAUUAGCCGUACCAGUAUUUCUAAUGAUUGGACUGUUUUUUGCUAUCCUUUUAUUCUGAAAUCACGAAGCUGAGAUGUGUUAUGAUGAUGAUCUUAUUAGAUGUGUUGCUGAUUGCAAAAAGAAUCCAGGUCAUAAACGCUUUAUACCUCUUGAAGAUUUCAACUUCUAUUGUCUUCCCUUACGUUUCCAUAACGAUCUCAUGUCAGACACAAUCAAAACAUUGGCAGCCCUAACUGUCCAGGUAAAGACUAAAUUCACCAGUCUAGAGAGACCAAAGUUUUACCCAGGCACUCAAGUUUCAUAUCCAUGUUAUAAGGACAGAGGAAGUCACGUGAUGAGGUUAGGGACGGGGAAGGUAUGUUGAGUGCACAUGCAGAAAGGGAGUGGGGGAACUUGUAAUUUUGAAAAAUCCGAAUUCUCUGCCACGCCCAGCAAAGUGUUGGGUGAGAUUUACGUGUUGACAGCCAGAUACGUGGUGUUUGACGACAGUGAGGCGAGACAGACCAGCUGUGUUUUAGAUAUGGAUCCAAAAAAAGGUCCAGUUCUCACACUUGAUAGCUGGGAGAUCGUUUCAAAAGAAGACAUUGAGAAAGACUGGUGUAGGUUGAAAUAUGUGACACGCGAUUUAAAUUUGGUUCAUAAGCUUGAUAAAUUGUGUUUCCGAUUUACAAAGCUAUGUAAAGAGGUAAAUACUAAAUAUAACAAAUUCGGUGAUUUGGAAAAGUUCACCGUUAUAGUGUCUCAUCCUCAUGGCCUCCCUAAACAAGUUUCUGUAGGCGAAUGGACACACAAACGUAAGAGGGAACAAUACACCAGGUACUGGUAUACAACAUUACAUGUAAUGGCUCAGGCGGAGCGCCUGUCUACAUGCUGGGAAAUGACGGGAUACAUAGGUAUGAGUCUCCUCACAGUGGAUCAGACGCUCAAGGAAAUGAUAGUGGUGAAUAUUUCGUCUUAGUAUAACUGUCAGUUUUUUUUUUCA